AUGACUAUCUAUACUUCUCAACGUAACAUGUUGAGUUUAUUUCAUAACCUUACUCAACCAGGCCAAUGCAGUGUAGUCACAACCAACCUGGCCAUUAAAGAACAACAAAUGCUGGGCAAGAGUGCUUUUCGUAUACUUUCAACGCCCAAUGCGGGUGGCUCGAGUAUUUACAGUGAGGCAUUGUCGAUUGAGUUCUUGUCUCGACUCUUGGGUGUUGAUCUCUUCAAGACCGAGACAGAGCUGAUUUAUGAUUAUCCUGAAGAAAACAAUAAUGGAGGCACCGGUCCUAUCAUGGAUUAUGCCUGCCAUUACCAACAAUUGACUCUAGGUGUUUCUGUCACUCGGGCCAUGGCAUAUCAAAGACCAUAUACCAAACAAGAUGCAUAUGACUUGCUGAUCAAAAAACUUGCAGCUAUUGUUAAAUCAAGUCAAAAUAUCGCAAACACUAAAUUUGAUCGCCAUAUUCUGCACAUAUGGACCGAAUCAGGCAAAAAUGCGGCACUUGUAAACAAAAUAUGUCGCAAACUUAGAGUACAUGAACAAUGUAAAGAUACCAUUAUUCUAAUUACUACUGUAAAUACUCAACUUGUCUUUUUUAAUCAUAACCUGUCUUUAAUCAAAUUACAGAGACAACAGCAAUUCUACCAAAAGUCAGUGCGUUUUUUUACAAGAAAUAAAGCAUGGCUAGAGUUCUAA
Molecule: messenger RNA, 696 nt
Organism: Gilbertella persicaria
Lineage: Eukaryota; Fungi; Mucoromycota; Mucoromycetes; Mucorales; Choanephoraceae
Exons: 1
Coding region: 1-696 (231 amino acids)
Source: RefSeq, a predicted model, not a curated record